AAUUUCGAAGUCAUAUUCGUAACUUCACUCAAGCUCUAAUUUCUUCUUCUAAAAAAAAUCAUCAUCUUCGUUUUCAUCUGAAUCUCAAUUCCUUUGAUUCCCUCUAAUGGAAACCCUCUCCGCUUUCCCUUCCCCUCCAUGGCCCAAUCCCAAUCCCAAUCCCAAUCCUAACCCUCCCUCCGCCGUCGCCGACUCCUCCUCCUCCGAACGCUUCGAUUCCGAUUCCGUUUCAUCGGUGGACCCGACGGGUUUGUCCCCGGCGGUUGAACCUCCUGCUUCGCAGCCUUCUCUGCUACAUCUCUCCUUCAAUCAAGAUCAUGGCUGCUUUGCCGCCGGGACUGACCGUGGGUUUCGGAUCUACAAUUGCGAUCCCUUCAGAGAGAUUUUCCGGAGGGAUUUUGACCGUGGAGGUGGUGUUGGUGUUGUUGAGAUGCUUUUUCGAUGUAAUAUUUUGGCUCUUGUUGGUGGUGGACCCGACCCUCAGUAUCCGCCUAAUAAGGUUAUGAUUUGGGAUGAUCAUCAGAGCCGGUGUAUUGGGGAGCUUUCGUUUAGGUCUGCUGUUCGUGGUGUUCGUUUACAGAGAGACAGGAUUAUUGUUAUUUUGGAACAGAAGGUUUUUGUUUACAAUUUUGCGGAUUUGAAGUUGCUGCAUCAGAUUGAAACUAUUGCCAACCCUAAGGGUCUUUGUGCUGUUUCCCAGUUGAGUACUUCGCUUGUUCUUGUUUGCCCUGGAUUACAGAAGGGGCAGGUUAGGGUUGAGCAUUAUGCCUCUCGACGGACUAAGUUUAUUAUGGCUCAUGACUCGAGGAUUGCUUGCUUUGCACUUACGACCAAUGGGCAGUUGCUUGCUACAGCUAGUACCAAGGGAACUUUGGUUCGGAUAUUCAACACAUUUGAUGGAAAUUUACUUCAAGAGGUAAGGAGAGGGGCAGAUAGAGCAGAGAUAUACAGUUUGGCUUUCUCAUCGACUGCUCAAUGGCUGGCAGUCUCCAGUGACAAGGGCACCGUUCAUGUGUUCAGCCUUAAAGUCAAUUCUGGAUCUCUUGGGAAUGAUAUGACUCAUCAGAACGAUUCUUCUCUUUCUGUGGCACCAUCCGGUUCCUCAUUUUCCUUCAUCAAAGGUGUCUUGCCAAAAUAUUUCAAGUCGGAGUGGUCAGUCGCUCAGUUUCGCUUGCAUGAAGGCUCUCAGUAUGUCGUUGCUUUUGGUCACCAGAAGAAUACGGUUGUAAUCCUUGGAAUGGAUGGAAGCUUCUACCGAUGCCAAUUUGAUUCGGUGAAUGGAGGAGAGAUGACCCAGCUUGAAUAUCACAACUUUCUAAUGCCGGAGGAAGCCUUCUAGCCCAAUGUUCUCUUUAUUUCGGUGAUUUCGUAUGUAUUUUCUUUUCCUGCAACCUCCUAAGCCUGCUGUAAAUACAUCUAUGUACAUGUAUAGAUUGGCCUAUGUCCGUCUUUAAGGAAAAGAGAAAAAAGAAAAAAAGAACCCUACUAUUGCCACUCAUGUUCAUAUUUUAAUUUUUCUUGUCAUAUUUGCUGUACUUAAAACAAGGAGGAAGCAGAAAAAAAAUUGGAAAUGAAGAGAAGAAAAUAUGACUCAUGAGAUUACUUU
Cucumis melo (muskmelon) is the source of this 1606-nucleotide messenger RNA. RefSeq names its product autophagy-related protein 18a. Gene Ontology annotation, molecular function: phosphatidylinositol-3-phosphate binding; protein binding; phosphatidylinositol-3,5-bisphosphate binding. Gene Ontology annotation, biological process: nucleophagy; protein lipidation; autophagy of mitochondrion. Lineage: Eukaryota; Viridiplantae; Streptophyta; Magnoliopsida; Cucurbitales; Cucurbitaceae. Gene Ontology annotation, cellular component: phagophore assembly site membrane; cytosol; extrinsic component of membrane. The record is from RefSeq and is a predicted model, not a curated record. The coding region runs from base 107 to 1339 and encodes 410 amino acids. The transcript has 4 exons.